CUUUUUCCGCCGCGCGCCACCGGAAUGCCCCUGUCUUGCGGUCUAAUGGCGGACGCCAGUAUGUUGGAGUUAGUGGUGGCUUAAGUUUUGAAGGGAGGUAGCAUCCGUCGGAUAUCCACACCAUCCUUCUCGCUGCAGGCUUUCUUGGACUCAGUACUGUUGGUGUAACCAAGACCUGGAGGUCUGGGUGACUCAGAUUUCCUGCAACCAUGUUUCUGUACAACUUAACCUUGCAGAGAGCCACUGGCAUCAGCUUUGCCAUUCAUGGCAACUUUUCUGGAACCAAACAACAAGAAAUUGUUGUUUCCCGUGGGAAGAUCUUGGAGCUGCUUCGCCCAGACCCCAACACUGGCAAAGUACAUACCCUACUCACUGUGGAAGUAUUCGGUGUUAUCCGGUCACUCAUGGCCUUUAGGCUGACAGGUGGCACCAAAGACUACAUUGUAGUUGGUAGUGACUCCGGUCGAAUUGUUAUCUUGGAAUACCAGCCAUCUAAGAAUAUGUUUGAGAAGAUUCACCAAGAAACCUUUGGCAAGAGUGGAUGCCGUCGCAUCGUUCCUGGCCAGUUCUUAGCUGUGGAUCCCAAAGGGCGAGCCGUUAUGAUUAGUGCCAUUGAGAAACAGAAAUUGGUGUAUAUUUUGAACAGAGAUGCUGCAGCCCGACUUACCAUUUCAUCUCCCCUGGAAGCCCACAAAGCAAAUACUUUAGUGUAUCAUGUAGUUGGAGUAGAUGUUGGAUUUGAAAAUCCAAUGUUUGCUUGUCUGGAAAUGGAUUAUGAGCCAGUUUUAUUUUCUCUCACAGUUCCAGGAGGGUCAGAUGGCCCAAGUGGAGUACUGAUCUGCUCUGAAAACUAUAUUACUUACAAGAACUUUGGUGACCAGCCAGAUAUCCGCUGUCCAAUUCCCAGGAGGCGGAAUGACCUGGAUGACCCUGAAAGAGGAAUGAUUUUUGUUUGCUCUGCAACCCAUAAGACCAAAUCGAUGUUCUUCUUUUUGGCUCAAACUGAGCAGGGAGAUAUCUUUAAGAUCACUUUGGAGACAGAUGAAGAUAUGGUUACUGAGAUCCGGCUCAAGUAUUUUGAUACUGUACCAGUUGCUGCUGCCAUGUGUGUGCUUAAAACAGGAUUCCUUUUUGUAGCAUCAGAAUUUGGAAACCAUUACUUAUAUCAAAUUGCACAUCUUGGAGAUGAUGAUGAAGAACCUGAGUUUUCAUCAGCCAUGCCUCUGGAAGAAGGAGACACAUUCUUUUUUCAGCCAAGACCACUUAAAAACCUUGUGCUGGUUGAUGAGUUGGACAGCCUCUCUCCCAUUCUGUUUUGCCAGAUAGCUGAUCUGGCCAAUGAAGAUACUCCACAGCUGUAUGUGGCUUGUGGUAGGGGACCCCGAUCAUCUCUGAGAGUACUAAGACAUGGACUUGAGGUGUCAGAAAUGGCUGUUUCUGAGCUACCCGGUAACCCCAAUGCUGUCUGGACAGUGCGUCGACACAUUGAAGAUGAGUUUGAUGCCUACAUCAUUGUGUCUUUCGUGAAUGCCACCCUGGUGUUGUCCAUUGGAGAGACUGUAGAAGAAGUGACUGACUCUGGGUUCCUGGGGACCACCCCGACCUUGUCCUGCUCCUUAUUAGGAGAUGAUGCCUUGGUGCAGGUCUAUCCAGAUGGCAUUCGGCACAUACGAGCAGACAAGAGAGUCAAUGAGUGGAAGACCCCUGGAAAGAAAACAAUUGUGAAGUGUGCAGUGAACCAGCGACAAGUGGUGAUUGCCCUGACGGGAGGAGAGUUGGUCUAUUUCGAGAUGGAUCCCUCAGGACAGCUGAAUGAGUACACAGAACGGAAGGAGAUGUCGGCAGAUGUGGUGUGCAUGAGUCUGGCCAAUGUACCCCCUGGAGAGCAGCGGUCUCGCUUCCUGGCUGUGGGGCUUGUGGACAACACUGUCAGAAUCAUCUCCCUGGACCCCUCAGACUGUUUGCAACCUCUAAGCAUGCAGGCUCUCCCAGCCCAGCCUGAGUCCUUGUGUAUCGUGGAAAUGGGUGGGACGGAGAAGCAGGAUGAGCUGGGUGAGAGGGGCUCGAUUGGCUUCCUAUACCUGAAUAUCGGGCUACAGAACGGUGUGCUGCUGAGGACUGUCCUGGACCCUGUCACUGGGGAUUUGUCUGACACUCGCACUCGGUACCUGGGGUCUCGUCCUGUGAAGCUGUUCCGAGUCCGAAUGCAAGGCCAGGAGGCAGUAUUGGCCAUGUCAAGCCGCUCAUGGUUGAGCUAUUCUUACCAAUCUCGCUUCCAUCUCACCCCCCUGUCUUACGAGACACUGGAAUUUGCAUCGGGUUUUGCCUCAGAACAGUGUCCCGAGGGCAUUGUGGCCAUCUCCACCAACACCCUGCGCAUUUUGGCAUUAGAGAAGCUCGGUGCUGUCUUCAAUCAAGUAGCCUUCCCACUGCAGUACACACCCAGGAAAUUUGUCAUCCACCCUGAGAGUAACAACCUUAUUAUCAUUGAAACGGACCACAAUGCCUACACUGAGGCCACAAAAGCUCAGAGAAAGCAGCAGAUGGCAGAGGAAAUGGUGGAAGCAGCAGGGGAGGAUGAGCGGGAGCUGGCCGCAGAGAUGGCAGCAGCAUUCCUCAAUGAAAACCUCCCUGAAUCCAUCUUUGGAGCUCCCAAGGCUGGCAAUGGGCAGUGGGCCUCUGUGAUCCGAGUGAUGAAUCCCAUUCAGGGGAACACACUGGACCUUGUCCAGCUGGAACAGAAUGAGGCAGCUUUUAGUGUGGCUGUGUGCAGGUUCUCCAACACUGGUGAAGACUGGUAUGUGCUGGUGGGUGUGGCCAAGGACCUGAUACUGAACCCCCGAUCUGUGGCGGGGGGCUUCGUCUAUACUUACAAGCUUGUGAACAAUGGGGAAAAACUGGAGUUUUUGCACAAGACUCCGGUGGAAGAGGUCCCUGCUGCCAUUGCUCCAUUCCAAGGGAGGGUGUUGAUUGGUGUGGGGAAGCUGUUGCGUGUCUAUGACCUGGGAAAGAAGAAGUUACUCCGAAAAUGUGAGAAUAAGCAUAUUGCCAAUUAUAUCUCUGGGAUCCAGACUAUUGGACAUAGGGUCAUUGUAUCUGACGUCCAAGAAAGUUUCAUCUGGGUUCGCUACAAGCGUAAUGAAAACCAGCUUAUCAUCUUUGCUGAUGACACCUACCCUCGAUGGGUCACUACAGCCAGCCUCCUGGACUAUGACACUGUUGCUGGGGCAGACAAGUUUGGCAACAUAUGUGUGGUGAGGCUCCCACCUAACACCAAUGAUGAAGUAGAUGAGGACCCUACAGGAAACAAAGCCCUGUGGGACCGUGGCUUGCUCAAUGGGGCCUCCCAGAAGGCAGAGGUGAUCAUGAACUACCAUGUCGGAGAGACAGUGCUGUCCUUACAGAAGACUACGCUGAUCCCCGGAGGCUCAGAAUCACUUGUCUAUACCACCUUGUCUGGAGGAAUUGGCAUCCUUGUGCCAUUCACGUCCCAUGAGGACCAUGACUUCUUCCAGCACGUGGAAAUGCACCUGCGGUCUGAACAUCCCCCUCUCUGUGGGCGGGACCACCUCAGCUUUCGUUCCUACUACUUCCCUGUGAAGAAUGUGAUUGAUGGAGACCUCUGUGAGCAGUUCAAUUCCAUGGAACCCAACAAACAAAAGAACGUCUCUGAAGAACUGGACCGAACCCCACCCGAGGUGUCCAAGAAACUCGAGGAUAUCCGGACCCGCUAUGCCUUCUGAGCCCUCCUUUCCCUAUGGGGCUUGCCAGAGACUGUGUAUUUUGUUUCCCCCACCACCAUCGCCGCCACCUGGCUUCUGCCAUGUGGCAGGAGGGUGACUGAUUAAUUAAGACUGCAUUUUGAAAGCCAACAGCUCUCUCCCCUCACCUCUUCUCCUGGAAUGACUGGCUUCCCCUCAAAUUGGCGCUGAGAUUGGCUACACUUCUCCCCACCUGGUACAUGAUACAUGACCCCAGGUUCCAGUGUGGAACCCAAUUCCCCCAUUCCCCAAAGCCAUCCCUACAUUGAUAUGUCUGACUCUCCUGUCUACUUUUGCACACACCCUUAAUUUUUAACUGGUUUUCCUGUAAAUACAGUUUUGUACAAUGUUAUCUCUGUGGGAGGAAGGAAGGAAGGCUGUGGUGGGACUGGAUAGGAUAUAGUAUCACUCCUGAGUUCUGCUGCUCUAGAAUCUAACCCAGAAAGAAACAGAAACCUAGUUUUUAAGGUGA
Mandrillus leucophaeus (drill) is the source of this 4233-nucleotide messenger RNA. It is a transcript of the gene SF3B3, whose product is annotated as splicing factor 3b, subunit 3, 130kDa. Gene Ontology annotation, molecular function: protein binding; U2 snRNA binding. Gene Ontology annotation, cellular component: nucleus; U2 snRNP. Bases 210 to 3743 code for a protein of 1177 amino acids. Lineage: Eukaryota; Metazoa; Chordata; Mammalia; Primates; Cercopithecidae. Gene Ontology annotation, biological process: mRNA splicing, via spliceosome. The transcript has 26 exons. The record is from RefSeq and is a predicted model, not a curated record.